CGUGGCUAGAAAUGCCUACCAGCGGGCGGAUAUUAGCCCUUCUGUCGAUGGUGGUGGUGUUGGUGCCGCUGGUGGAUGCUUUUGCCUUGGGCUCUUCGGCGGGGUGGCACACGCACGCAGUUGCAAGACCAGCGACCAGAUCUACGAGAUCUCUGACGACGAUGAUGAUGGCGAAAAAGAACCGGAGAGAACGACGAUACGCCGAGGCGAAGAACAAGAAGUCCUCGGGUUCCAAGCAACAACCGUCGGGGGCAACGUCUAACGCGAAGUGGCUGCAGGUUCUCGACAGCACCUCCGAGCUGGAGCCCGGCAGUGUGAAGGUUGUGUCAGGAAAAUACAAGGGCGAGGACAGAGUGUUCACCCUUGCCGCCUACGGCGGGACGUACUACGCGGUCAGCGAAGCCUGCGGGCGCUGCAAGUUUCCGUUGAUCAACGGCAAGGUGAAGCUGUUGACGGGGGGGGGGAAGGCGGAGGACGUGAAGCCGGGGGUGGAGCAGGACCCAGAGGCGGAAAUUGCGAUCGCGUGCCCCCUGUGCGGAGCGAUGUUCAACUUGAGAACAGGCGAGAUCGCCGGCGAACAGCCCAAGGGCCUGGCGCAGGUGCUGGUGUCCAAGGUCGUGUCCCAGACCCCGGCAGAGAGCAUCACCACGCACCAAGCGCAAGUCUUGUCAACGGGAGCUGUCGUUGUGCGCGUGGACUAACUACCACAGGACCACGAUUGUAUCGUGUUAGGGGUGUUUUAUUUCACCUUGGCCACCCGAAACACGCCGACCACCAACCACCUUGGCCACCGAAAGGCCGUGCAUUGAUCCGGGGCGGACAACUAUAUCACAUGUUUUUACUAUUAGGGGAAAUGGCCUACCCAAGGACAGGACUCAGAACGUUUGGUAAUGACCGACAAAUUAUUAGGGUCUGUCGAGGGAGAUACGGCGGAACAACAAUGAUGUAGACGUAGCUCCCCCCUUCACGGGUGUAAGCUGUCCGCCUGAAAACUUCAGGGGCGGCAAAGUUCAGCUUAGGCACUUUUGUGACGGCGUGUUGAUGAGGAUUGAAUAACAGGAGGAGGGUUCGAUAGAAGAGUGUAGAGAGGGGUUCUUGUCAAGAGGUUUCUCUACUCAAGAAUGCCA
Ectocarpus siliculosus is the source of this 1127-nucleotide messenger RNA. The record is from the annotation of a GenBank genome assembly. Lineage: Eukaryota; Phaeophyceae; Ectocarpales; Ectocarpaceae.